UUAUGAGUCAUUCUUCAUCUAAGUGGGUAUAUAACAAGAUUGUAACAGUCGGCAUCCUAAUGACAGCAGACAUUGUACAAAUUAAACACUGUGGAGAGGCGGGGCCGGCGAGCGAGCAACGAAGCAGCGCACGCCGGGGCCCGGCCCAAGAUGGCGGCGAGGAGGCGUGGCCGGUGAGCAAGCGGCGAGGCGAGGCACGCCGGGAGCGACGCCGCAAUCGUGCCCAGGUGCGCGAUCUGCGCACCUGGGCACGAUCAUCCAAUCUCCUCUCGCUAAAGAAAAGGGGAGCAGCAGAGAGAGGGAGGAGGACCUUAAGGAGAGACGGAAGGAGACGAAACCAGAGGGAAGCUGACGCAGCACGAGAGAGGAGGAGAGCGAGAGACAGACGACGACGAGCGAAGGAGAGGAGAUGAAAAGCGACCUGGACUGAAGGUUUUGUUUGAAAAAAUAAAACAAACGUCAACUCUGCUCGAGAUGUCUCUAUUUGAUGGUCCAGGGAACCCACGAGACGGCUUGAGUCCGUCACAUUUGGCACCCAACUUGGCUGGACCAUCGGAGGCGGGGGAGGACGAUUUCCUGUGGGCCCUCGUGGGGGCGUUCACGGAACUGGCAGCAGGCAGCCGCCAGCGUCCUGAAGAGUCCCGCAAACAAUUGCAGCUCCUGCAGGUGCUAGCGGUCCAGGCGGGGUGUGGCGGCGAGUGGCUCCCCAAGGAAGUGGUGGAAGAAGAAGCACAGGAGGGAAACCACUCAUGUGCUCAACAAGAAGAAGAACAAGACAAAGGAAAAGACGAAGAAGAAGAAAAAGAUGUUGAAGAAAAAGAUGUUGAAGAAAAAGAUGUGGAAGAAAAAGAAGAAGAAGAAGAAGUUGAAGAAGAAGAAGUUGAAGAAAAAGAAGUUGAAGAAGAAGAAGAAGGAGAAGUUGAAGAAAAAGACCAAGGCGGCAAAGGAAAAAACAAAGAAAAAGACCAAGACGACAAAGAAAAAGACCAAAAAGACAAAGAAAAAGACACAGAAAAGGAGAAGACCGGGGCCACAGGAGAACCUGGCCAUCCUCACUUCCCGCUCCCUCGGAAAAAGGGGGGGGGGGGAGUAGGCUUAGCCGGUCGGACUCCCGGCUUGCGUCCGGCGAUGGAGGACUGUGGAGAGGCGGGGCCGGCGAGCGAGCAACGAAGCAGCGCACGCCGGGGCCCGGCCCAAGAUGGCGGCGAGGAGGCGUGGCCGGUGAGCAAGCGGCGAGGCGAGGCACGCCGGGAGCGACGCCGGGAGCAGCAGAGAGAGGGAGGAGGACCGGAAGGAGAGACGGAAGGAGACGAAACCAGAGGGAAGCUGACGCAGCACGAGAGAGGAGGAGAGCGAGAGACAGACGACGACGAGCGAAGGAGAGGAGCUGAAAAGCGACCUGGACUGAAGGGAACCCACGAGACGGCUUGA
Molecule: messenger RNA, 1431 nt
Organism: Entelurus aequoreus (snake pipefish)
Lineage: Eukaryota; Metazoa; Chordata; Actinopteri; Syngnathiformes; Syngnathidae
Product: cilia- and flagella-associated protein 251-like
Exons: 4
Coding region: 475-1431 (318 amino acids)
Source: RefSeq, a predicted model, not a curated record